AUGAUCAAGUUCAGCACACCUGUGCCACCAUAUCCUGUCUUUAGCAUUACCACAGACAUCAGCACUCUGCCCCAAACACAAGUGGUGGUACAAUCUUCAUCAGAGGUGCUUACAACACAGCCAGCUACAGAAACACUGGGCGACGCUCCCACUGUAACUAUUUGCCCAUACUGCAGAAACCGAAUUACAACCAAAGUGCAUUAUAAACCUGGAUCUGUAGCACUGGGCAUGUGCUGUCCGAUCUCUAUUUUUGGACUCAUCUGUGGAUUUUGCCUCAUCCCUUGCUGUAUGCCUCAGUUUCAAGAUGUUUAUCAUUCAUGCCCAGACUGCAGUAAACUUAUAGGUUGGCAUAAUCGCUAG
Molecule: messenger RNA, 360 nt
Organism: Trichomycterus rosablanca
Lineage: Eukaryota; Metazoa; Chordata; Actinopteri; Siluriformes; Trichomycteridae
Product: lipopolysaccharide-induced tumor necrosis factor-alpha factor homolog
Exons: 4
Coding region: 1-360 (119 amino acids)
Cellular component (GO): cytoplasmic side of lysosomal membrane; nucleus; cytoplasmic side of late endosome membrane
Molecular function (GO): zinc ion binding
Source: RefSeq, a predicted model, not a curated record